AGCCCCUAAGUGGUAGGUCACCACUGAGCAUGCGCAGAUCACUCUCAGUUUACACGAGUUUAUUUCCAGUAAAUUUCUAGGAGUCGGUUCAAGACAGUGUAAGCUAACAGUGGUCAAGCCUUGUGCCGAUACAACAAUUGUUUUCAUGGACUUUUCGAGUUAAAAUCUGAGUGGAAACGUCUCCGGAGCACCGAGGUUUGGAAUUUAGUGGUGACAUGUGAAAUGUUGCUGCGUGGUUUGUCGGUAUUUCCAGGCGAUGACGGACAGAUCAAGCCAGGCUAGUUUAGCUAACUAGCAGCUCGGCUAGCUUCGCCGCUGUCGGAUUGUGAUGUAGUGUAGACGCAGCGUUUCUUGCAGCUUUAUUUGUUUGUAAUUACCCGAUAAUAUCAUCUACAAUUUCCAAGUGUCACACAACAGGACUGUUUCAUGUACAGACAGGGUGACGGAACAACUUGGCUAUUGUUAGCUACUGUUAGCUACUAUGCUGCUUUAUAGCGCUGUGAUUUAGAGUCAGAGCUCCCUGAAGCUAGCGAAAGACUCUAGUCAGACAUUCAGUUCAUAUCAACCAAACCCCCGUCAAAACCUGGUGCUGAAGUACAGCGCUGAUGCACAUUGUAUUUUAGCUAGGAGUUCAUUCGUCACAAUAUCUUAACACUAGUACACUGUUAUGGCUGACAUGGCAGCCAGUGGAUACUCUGACCUGAGAGAGAAGCUCAAAUCCAUGACUCCACACAGAGACGAGUACAAAAAUAAAUACGUGCACAGUACGAGUAACGGUAGCAGGAAAGGUCGAAAGCGCAAGUACCGGGAGUCUGAAGACGCUGAAUACGAGCACAGUGAUGACAGUGCGGAGCUCCGGGAGCUGGAGGCCCAUCGUGUGAAGAGCAGCAUCCAGCAGGAGAGCAUCUUCACACCCGAGGAGUGCGCCCUCAUCGAAAAGAAGAUCGACGAGGUGGUUGCCAAAGCAGAAGCUGGACUUUAUCGUGAGCACACUGUGGACAGGGCUCCCCUCCGCAACAAGUACUUUUUCGGGGAGGGGUACACGUAUGGAGCCCAGCUGGAGAAGCGUGGACCGGGCCAGGAGCGGCUAUACCGUAAAGGAGAGGUGGAUGAUAUCCCUAGCUGGGUGCAUGAGCUGGUGAUAAAUCGUCUGGUGGCCCAUGGAGUGAUCCCAGAAGGGUUUGUCAACAGUGCGGUCAUCAAUGAUUAUCAACCUGGGGGCUGUAUUGUGUCACAUGUAGAUCCCCUGCACAUCUUUGCUCGGCCCAUUGUCUCAGUGUCCUUCUUCAGUGACAGCGCGCUCUGUUUUGGCUGCCGUUUCCAGUUCAAACCGAUCCGGGUGUCAGAGCCGGUGUUUGUCCUACCUGUGAGGAGAGGCAGCGUCACAGUACUCAGUGGCUAUGCUGCAGAUGACAUCACCCAUUGCAUCCGGCCCCAGGACAUCAAGGAGCGACGUGCAGUUAUCAUCCUCAGGCAGACCAGACCUGAUGCUCCUCGACUGGACUCUGGCAGCCCUUUAAGCUCCUCUCCUGCAGAGAGACCCGCUCCUCUGAAAGCCAAACGUUCUCAUCGCAAAGCAGAGCCUGAUGCUGCUCACAGGCUGAGGGUCCUAGAGAUGGAUAAAGAGGAGAACAGACAUCCUUCAUUUUCCCAUCACCAUCGUCACAGCAUCAGCUCCGAGAACUACUGGAGGCGCGGGCAAGACUACGACAAACACUGGGAAAGUUCAGGACGCAAAGUCAAAAUGAGACGCCACUGAGCACCUCUCACUUGUGUGUACACAUAAAUACAUCCUUUCUUUUAUGUAUUUCAGUAUUGUCACAUUCUUUGAUUAGAUCUAAUCUUUUUGCUCCUGUUUUAGUUUGGCACAAGGAGCACAGAUGUCUGCAUUUUGAUUUGAGUCCAGAUCACUUUUUUUUUUGUUGUUGUUUUUUGGCAAAGGAAACUUGCGUCUCUGCUGCACAUUACAGAACCUUGAUUUAGUUACUACAGCUAGGCUCUGUUGUUAAAUAGCUUAAUUACCUUAAAUGGAUCAUUUAUUGUUUCUAUGUUCAUAGAUACUUCAAAAUGGCAUGUAUUUUUUGUAACCAAGAUGUACAGACCUUAAGAGCUGAAAGGAAAAUGUGCGUAUGGACUUGUACAAAAGAAAACCUGCGCUGUAAUCUAACUUGUUAAAAUGUACAAUAUGUUUGUAUAGUCUUUAAUUGGGGGAACUUUUAUGCAGAAUGAAAGCUUUUUUUUCACACUUAGAUUUCUGAUUCAGAUCUUUGCUGUUUUUUGACUUCAACCUGUUGCAACAACUGGCAGAUGUGCAGCUUUCUGUGUUGUUUGUUUCAGCUCACGGUGGUGGAGGUCACAGUUUGGUGAAUCAACUAAACUAAUGCUUUAAGGAGUGAUGAAAAACUCAGGCCUUAUUUAUGCCUUUUUCAGCCUAAUGUUGGUUUACCUUAUAUAGUGAGAGGCCAUGUAGUUGCUCUUCUCUGUUAAAUCAGAAAUUUUCCUCGUUCAAGUUGGGUGAUGUUUGGGUAAGUCAGAACCUAAUUUGAGCAAAACCAACACUAUUAUGUCUAGUUUAACUUUGGUCUAAACAUGGCUCAGAAAAAUCUCCAUUUCUAGAUUAGUUUUUACAGUUUGCUGUGUAAACAGAUAACAUUUAUUUUUUGCUGUCAGUCAACCAUAUUUGGCAGAGGUAGAGAUUAGGCUGGAGUUACACAUGAAUAAAAAUAACCUUGGUUCAGUGGAGAAAUUACUUUCUAAAAACAGGAUGAGUAGUGUUCUUGUUUUUCUGAAGCCCUGCUUGGUUGUGGUCUUGAUCAUGUUAGCAAGGUUAAAAGUAAUAACCUGCAAGAGAAAAAUGCUGAAGUUUGUCUGAUGGCGAAUGGGACACCGACUUUGUAGACACACAGGUGGUACGCAAGGUGGCUUAAUGGGUGUCAGUAGUCAUAUUGAUAAAAAAAAAUGGUGCUGUCUCAAUGAAAUAAAACUGACAUUGUCUCCACAAAUUUGAUUUGCCAUUCCUUAAAGCACAGUUGUCCUUCCACCAAGCUGACAGUCGAAGGAUCAGGCUGAGGAACAACACAUUGGAGUGUUUCUUCUAUUGCCAGGAGCAACAUUUAGUCUCACAUCAGUUAAAGAACUGCUAAGACACAUUGCUAACAGAUACAGUGACUUCACCUGACCAGUGUAAGUUGUUUAUAUAGAAUAAGAAAGAUGAAAUAAUUUUGUAAGCUGUUUUAAAAGAUCAAGCUGUAUCAAAGGUUUGUUUCU
Messenger RNA from Monopterus albus (swamp eel), 3267 nucleotides. RefSeq names its product alkB homolog 5, RNA demethylase (gene alkbh5). NCBI's taxonomy places the organism in Eukaryota, Metazoa, Chordata, Actinopteri, Synbranchiformes, Synbranchidae. Gene Ontology annotation, biological process: mRNA export from nucleus; mRNA processing. The transcript has 4 exons. Gene Ontology annotation, molecular function: oxidative RNA demethylase activity. The record is from RefSeq and is a predicted model, not a curated record. Gene Ontology annotation, cellular component: nucleus. The coding region runs from base 668 to 1759 and encodes 363 amino acids.